CAAAAAGUAUUCUGUGCUUGACAACAGCUCCAAGAUUCUUUAAUUACAGGCAAAAUGUCUUUUCGCAAGAGAAACAUAGGCUUGUCAACCGGGCCUGACCGUACACCGGCCUCUAAUGCACCUGCGCAACCACACCGAGCCGUCCAGCCACCGCCGCCUUCGACACCCGGCGUGCGUCCCUCCCCCGACGACGGACGGCCGACCACUUCAACCGGUUCCCCGUCGCUUGACAACCUCUUAGCUGGGCACGGCGGGCUUGCUAUAGGGAAGACACUUCUAGUGGAGGAAAAUGGAACUACAGAUUUUGCCGGGGCAUUGCUCCGAUAUUACGCCGCUGAAGGAGUUGUGCAAGACCAGAGAGUGCACGUCAUCGGCAUGCCCGAGCAAUGGGGUAGAACCCUUCCGGGUUUAAUAGGACCUGCCGAGGCCGCAGAUGAAAAGCCAGACAGACGGAAAGGAGAGCGCAUGAAGAUCGCCUGGAGAUAUGAGCGUCUUGGAGAAUUUGGAGCGGGAGUCGCGGGCGCAAGAACUCCUGCAGCAACACCAGGAGACCAGAACCCUUCAUCUACGGACGGUAACUUAUCCAAGCAAGAAGCCUUCUGUCACGCGUUCGACCUAACGAAACGCCUCACACACCCUUCCAUCAGCAACAUGACCUAUAUUCCCCUUGUACCAACGAAUGAGCCUCUGCUCGUCACAAUCCAAAAGAAACUCCAAGCCGCCAUUUCCUCUAGUCCUCCGAACACCAUUCACCGAAUUGUCAUCCCAUCGUUUCUCAAUCCCACAUUAUAUCCACCCGAGGUCAGCGAACCUGAGAAUGUGCUACCGUUUCUCCAUUCGCUUAGGGCCCUCGCAAGCUCGCCCACAUCUCGCAUAACCGCCAUGAUAACAAUCCCACUUUCUCUCUUUCCACGUGCUUCAGGUCUCGUGCGAUGGAUGGAAAUUCUAAGCGAUGGGGUUAUUGAGCUCUGCCCUUUUCCGCAUUCCUCCGAUGCACUCUCAACAUCAGGAGCCGCCACAUCUCAUGAGGAACCCCCACAAGGAAUGCUCAAGACACAUCGACUUCCAGUUUUACAUGAGCGCGGUGGCGGGAGCGAUCAAAAUAUUGGGCAGGAUUGGGCAUUCACUCUCAGCAGGAGGAAGUUCGAAAUCAAACCGUUCAGUCUGCCCCCUGCCGAAGGAGACCAAGAAGCGCAAAAUACGGCUCAAUCCGAUAAAAUGCCCAAAAAGCAAGACCUCGAGUUCUAGGAAAGCGGAACUUGUAUCGAAUGGAGCAGAACACGGAUGUGCCGAAGUCAUUCUUCAUGAUCGGAUUCGACCAGCAUAUUGUCCAGCUCGAUUUGCUCGGACAUGGCGGGGCCAGUAUUGACCAUCGUGCGAAGGUAAUCCCUCCCGUAAGAGUCGAGCCCCGGCCUCGCGGACCUAACGAACCGAGAAUGAAACCGGCUACCUAGACAAGAAGAGAAAGCAAGCCAUGCUUUGGAAGUGUCAGUUGCGGAGAAUAUGAUGACCAGGGGGGAACAGGCGGGGUAGCAACCUAGGAAUAGUAUUAGAGGCGUGAAAAACACCAGAAAAAUAAGCAGGAAGAAAUUCAUCAUAGGAUCG
Molecule: messenger RNA, 1605 nt
Organism: Aspergillus versicolor CBS 583.65
Lineage: Eukaryota; Fungi; Ascomycota; Eurotiomycetes; Eurotiales; Aspergillaceae
Product: elongator complex protein 4
Exons: 2
Coding region: 55-1248 (397 amino acids)
Biological process (GO): tRNA wobble uridine modification
Cellular component (GO): transcription elongation factor complex; cytoplasm; elongator holoenzyme complex
Source: RefSeq, a predicted model, not a curated record